Phyllostomus hastatus (greater spear-nosed bat) is the source of this 2745-nucleotide messenger RNA. RefSeq names its product menin 1 (gene MEN1). Bases 143 to 1975 code for a protein of 610 amino acids. Gene Ontology annotation, biological process: regulation of transcription by RNA polymerase II; negative regulation of cell cycle; negative regulation of cell population proliferation. The transcript has 10 exons. Lineage: Eukaryota; Metazoa; Chordata; Mammalia; Chiroptera; Phyllostomidae. Gene Ontology annotation, molecular function: transcription cis-regulatory region binding; chromatin binding; Y-form DNA binding. Gene Ontology annotation, cellular component: histone methyltransferase complex; chromatin; nucleus. The record is from RefSeq and is a predicted model, not a curated record.
AGGGGCUGGGGAGGGCCGGGAUUCCACUUCCCGGCAGGCAGUGCGGCCCGAGGGGCGGAACUCCAUUUCCCAGCAGGCUCCGGGCGGCGGGCGCCGCCGUGCCUGGUGUGGGAUGUAAGCGUGGAGGCCGAGGACCGCCGCCAUGGGGCUGAAGGCCGCCCAGAAGACCCUGUUCCCGCUACGCUCCAUCGACGAUGUGGUGCGCCUGUUCGCAGCCGAGCUAGGCCGAGAGGAGCCCGACCUGGUGCUCCUGUCCUUAGUACUGGGCUUCGUGGAGCAUUUCCUAGCCGUCAACCGCGUCAUCCCCACCAAUGUGCCCGAGCUCACCUUCCAGCCCAGCCCUGCGCCCGACCCUCCUGGCGGCCUCACCUACUUCCCAGUGGCUGACUUAUCCAUCAUCGCUGCGCUCUAUGCCCGCUUCACCGCUCAGAUCCGAGGUGCCGUGGACCUGUCUCUAUACCCUCGAGAGGGGGGUGUCUCCAGCCGCGAGCUGGUGAAGAAGGUCUCGGACGUCAUCUGGAACAGCCUCAGCCGCUCCUACUUCAAGGACCGGGCCCACAUCCAGUCCCUCUUCAGCUUCAUCACAGGCACCAAACUGGACAGCUCUGGUGUGGCCUUUGCCGUGGUGGGGGCCUGCCAGGCUCUGGGUCUCCGGGAUGUCCACCUCGCCCUGUCUGAGGACCACGCCUGGGUUGUGUUUGGGCCCAAUGGAGAGCAGACAGCUGAGGUCACCUGGCAUGGCAAGGGCAAUGAGGACCGGAGGGGCCAGACCGUCAAUGCGGGCGUGGCUGAGCGGAGCUGGCUGUACCUGAAGGGAUCCUACAUGCGCUGCGACCGCAAGAUGGAGGUGGCGUUCAUGGUGUGCGCCAUCAACCCUUCCAUCGACCUGCACACCGACUCCCUGGAGCUGCUGCAGCUGCAGCAGAAGCUGCUCUGGCUGCUCUAUGACCUGGGACAUCUGGAAAGGUACCCCAUGGCGCUGGGGAACCUGGCGGAUCUGGAAGAGCUGGAGCCCACCCCUGGCCGGCCGGACCCACUCACCCUCUACCACAAGGGCAUCGCCUCAGCCAAGACUUACUACCGUGACGAGCACAUCUACCCCUACAUGUACCUGGCCGGCUACCACUGUCGCAACCGCAAUGUGCGCGAAGCCCUGCAGGCCUGGGCUGACACGGCCACUGUCAUCCAAGACUACAACUACUGCCGGGAAGACGAGGAGAUCUACAAGGAGUUCUUUGAAGUGGCCAAUGAUGUCAUCCCCAACCUGCUGAAGGAGGCGGCCAGCCUGCUGGAGGCCGGCGAGGAGCGGCCAGGGGAGCAGACCCAGGGCUCCCAGAGCCAGGGGUCUGCCCUCCAGGACCCAGAGUGCUUCGCCCACCUGCUGCGUUUCUACGACGGCAUCUGCAAGUGGGAAGAGGGCAGCCCCACGCCGGUGCUGCACGUGGGCUGGGCCACCUUCCUCGUGCAGUCCCUAGGCCGCUUCGAAGGACAGGUGCGGCAGAAGGUGCGAAUAGUGAGCCGGGAGUCGGAGGCAGCCGAGGCGGAGGAGCCCUGGGGCGAGGAGGCCCGGGAAGGCCGGCGGCGGGGUCCCCGCCGGGAAUCCAAGCCCGAGGAGCCGCCGCCGCCCAAGAAGCCGGCGCUGGACAAAGGCCCCGGUGCCGGGCAGAGCGUGGCGCCAGGGCCGCCCCGGAAGCCCCCAGGGACGGUCCCGAGCACUGCCCGCGGUCCUGAAGGCGGCAGCGCGGCCCCAGCGCCUGCGCCUGCCGCAUCGCCCCCACCAGAGGGGCCGGUGCUCACUUUCCAGAGCGAGAAGAUGAAGGGCAUGAAGGAGCUGCUGGUGGCCACCAAGAUCAACUCGAGCGCCAUCAAGCUGCAGCUCACUGCGCAGUCGCAAGUGCAGAUGAAGAAGCAGAAGGUGUCUACACCCAGCGACUACACUCUCUCCUUCCUUAAGCGGCAGCGUAAGGGCCUGUGAACUACCCUAGCACUCCUCAGUCCAGACCAGGCUCCACCCCAGCACCCCCGCCAGCCCAGGCGACCAAUGGGCCUAGGCCCGGCCUCCCGGCCCCACCCCCACCCGGAAUCGAGGCUCGGCCCGGGUGUCAGACUCACCCUGGCGGCGCUCGACACUGGAGUAUAUAGAUGCCAUUCUCCAGUGUCCCGGUCGGCCAGUUGAAACCUCACCCUGGGCCCCAUCACCAGACGUUAAAGGUCCAAGCACGGGAAACUCGGGCCCCACCCGAGAACCCAGGCUCUCUAACCUGACCCGUGUUUUUCUCGGCCCGUGGGGCUCCAGUGUCGCCCUAAACCCUAGAUAGACGCGCAGGUCCCGCCUCCCGCCCGGGGACCAAGCGCCCCGCUCGGAGAACAUUUACACGCUGGAGAAUUCCAUCCCUUGGGAAUUCAAGCCCCUACCCCAAAGUAGUUACGGGGCGUUUACAGAAGUUGGAACCCUAGCUUCCUCCCCUCGCUAUCCCACUAGUCCGGGAUACGGGAUACGAAACCGCGCCCUCGGCCGGCGUGAGCCCUGAGCUCCGCCCCCUUCCUGACCGACUGGCGCCAGAUCAGAGCAGACCUCUCUUCCGACCCUCUGGGAGCCUCCCCUGGUCCGGCCCGUCUCGGGGGACCCUGGAGGAAAUCCACAGGGGUUUGCGAGUGGGUGAGGGGAGCCUAUCUCUAUCUGUUUUGUACAUAGAUUUAUUUUUCAGUUCCAAGGAAGAUGAAUACAUUUUAUAAAAAACAAAA